AUGUUUUCACAACACUUUCAGGACUUUAGAAAAUUGAAGAUUGAAUGCAAACCAAAUUAUUACACACAUGACUAUUACGACAGAAGACAUUUUGGGCAUAAUUAUCCACAUUAUGGACACGAAUACAAUCUCAUACACAAUGAAUAUCCAUCUCAUGUAAAGCCUCAUUAUAGCCAUUAUAGCCAACACCAAAAUAAUCGCAAUAAUAACAACGGCUAUAGACUUCCGCAUCCAAUCGAGAGACACAGCAAUGGAUUACCGAAAGACAAUACAAUUAGUUAUCGGACGGCUGGACAGCGGCUCACAUCCAGCGAAGAACUCAAAACACAUUACAAACGCAAACCUAAGAAAGUGAAGAUUGAAACGGAAGAGGAAGAAGAAGAAGAAGAAGAGCCCAAAAGUAAGAAGAAAUCGCGUAAAUCACAAGAAGAGGAACUACCGGACAAUAUUCGGAUGUAUGGCUCUCUAGAUCUGGGGGAUUUGGAUUCGGGUUUGUACGACGAGUCAAACACUUACAGCUAUGACUUCUCGACCACCACUCCCUCAACAACGACAACACCCCCUCCGAAGACGAAAAAACCGUUUAUUUCAGACAAAACCAAGGAAUGGAUGGGAAAUAAGGCCAGGGAUAGCGCCGUUAAGGCCGCGGAAAAGUCUGCAGUGGUUUACAAUUCGUUGAAAGAGAAGUACAAAGCGGCCAAAAUGAAAUUUAAAAACAAACCCAAAGCCUCCAAAACACCCGCUCCGGUCGUUGUGACCCCACCCGUCAUCGCCGCCGCACCCAUAGCUGCCCCGACUUAA
Molecule: messenger RNA, 801 nt
Organism: Medioppia subpectinata
Lineage: Eukaryota; Metazoa; Arthropoda; Arachnida; Sarcoptiformes; Oppiidae
Source: the annotation of a GenBank genome assembly